Molecule: messenger RNA, 5681 nt
Organism: Coccinella septempunctata (seven-spotted ladybird)
Lineage: Eukaryota; Metazoa; Arthropoda; Insecta; Coleoptera; Coccinellidae
Product: pollen-specific leucine-rich repeat extensin-like protein 1
Exons: 11
Coding region: 506-3793 (1095 amino acids)
Source: RefSeq, a predicted model, not a curated record
GAUGAAGCGCGCCAGAAAUGUUCGAAAAUUUUCAAAUUUGGUGCCAUACUCAUAUGUGAAUUAGCUGUUAUUCUGUGGUGUUGAAUGGGAAAAGUUUCGUACGACAAAAACUCGGUUUUUACGAGAAUUCCGAGAAGUACCCGGCUGUUUUUCAAAAAUUCAAGCAUAUUUGGAAGGUUUUCAGGAUUGAAGUAUCAGGAAUGAAAAACAAUUUCCCUUUUUUCAUGUCAGCUGAAGAAUUGUCAAUUGUCAUCAGUCACUCGUGUCAGUUUGGUGCUCCUGUUGUCAAAGGACAACUGUAUCAUCUAAUGGCGGUGAACUUUUUACGAUUUAGAAGUAGAAAUUCAUAAAUAAUUUAGUAUUUUACUGUGUGAAACGGUAGUUUUAAUUCCAUAUUUAUAUGUCCUGGGUAAAAGGGGCGAAAUGGCGUGGAGGAAUAUAAAGUAGUGGCGGUUCUGAAGUCGGUGGCUCUAGGCUCCACAUUUGGUCUUUUUUGAAUAGGAAAAUGGCCCCCCAGCCUGACAAUGAUAAUACACCUAAAGCACCCGACAAAAACGAUAAAACCAAGGGAGACAAACAUGCUAAUUCCGAUACUAAUAAAGAAAAGAACAAAGAUUUCAAGACCUUGAACAAUUUAAAUGACUGUGAAUUGAAGGACUUGUUAGAUGAAGCUAUCACUUAUAAAAAUCCUAAAGAUAGAGAAGGAAAGAGCACACUUUUCAAGGAGUUACUUAGCCAAGCCGAAGAAUCUGAAAGAAACGCAAGAGCAGCCAGUGCGGGAGGCUCCGAACAAGUUAGAUACUGUAAUACCUCUGCGAAAAGGUCUAAGCAUCGUCGGAAACCCAAUAGUAUAUCGGAGAAUGUCAUGCAUGGGGGAAGCCUCGACAAUCUGGCAAAGGAGGACCUUUUCGAGGUUGCCCAUCACCUGAGCAAGCCGAAGAGGACUGUCAGCGCGAGACAGAGGGAAGGAGGGAGCCUCCCAUCAAACGUCAACGCUGGCAGCCUCGCCUCCUACGAUCCUCAUUUUUUGGAGGAGGCCCGUCGAAAGAGAACUGUCAGAGGUGGGGGGCCUCCGGAGCCUAUGGAAGUUGACAUGGAGACGGCCAGCCUGCUGGAUCAUGAUUCGGUAGCCGAGAAUUACGAGAGAGGGGCCCCUGGGGAGGCGGCAGAGAACGCCACGAACCAGGGCGCCCCAAAGUUCACCACCAAAGCCACCCUGCAAGUCAAUGUCGAUGAUGCCCUCCAUUUCAAGGAUCUCGACCACGUGGAAAAGAAGCAUGACAUCGAACAACAAAUAUCUGCAAAGGUGUUGCAGACCAAGUACAGCGUUUUCAUCCAGGAUUACGGCUCUAUGACUGAAGCACCAAAGAAGGUGGAUGAAAAUGGCAAUGCUUUACAUCAGAACACUGUCUCGAAGGCCAAAAAGAAGAAAGUGCAAGCAGAGAAGAACGUUAUGAGUUCUUAUUCGGCAGAGAAGCUGGUAGGUCACAGGAGCGACAUCAUCAACGACGUGGACAAACUGGUCGAGUUCAUCGGAGACGGCGGCGCCCAGAACAAGGCCAACUCGCAUCGUCAGAAGCAGCUGCACAAGAACGCCGCCGACGUGGGCGGCAAGGGGGGCAAGAAGCAACGCGCCCAGUGCUCCAAGGGCGCCAAGGACACGGCCGCGAGGAACGAACUGAAAAAGAGCAACUCCCUCGAAGAGGUAUCGACGACAAAGCUGGAUGGAUUCAAGUUUGAGGAGGACGGCAACGAGCAGAAGGAGGAAGAGGUCGUCAAACCGCUGCACAAGCCUAAGAUCGACGCGGUCCAAGAGAAGACGAAGGCUGCCGAGGUGGCAGUGGAGAAACCCAAGACUGAGGUUAUAGUCCUCGAUAAGCCCAAGGAGAGGAAGUUGUGGGACAACGUGGAGCAUUCCGCCUUCUCGAGGACCCAGGCCUCGGACAGCGUGGAAGCCUCGUCCGAAUUCCGCGUGGUCACCAAGAAGAAGAAGACGAAGAAACGUCGCAACUCGCUGAGCGGCACGCGGCACAAGCCGACCAACGCCGCCUCGACGGCCUGCUCGAAGCUGGACGACGCGGCGCAGCGUCGCAGGACGUCCUCGCCGGUGGUGCCGCGCAGGAAGUCCGUCUGCUCGGUGCCGCACAGCGAAAAGUCAAACGACAGCUCUGACGUCGACUCGGUGCACUCGCUGCCGGCGGCGGCCGCCAGCAGCCAGCGGCACAAGGAGGCGCCGAUUUCGUACGCGGACAUCGCGAGGAACGCCGAGAAGAAAGAGCAGCCCAAGAAGCAGUUCGUCGACGCCAAAGUGGGUAGAGACUCGUCGGCGAGCGACCAAAGCGGUUCGCCCAAGGCGCAGCCGCCGGCGACGGUGGAACCGGUGGUGGUGACGGUGAACGCGCAGACGCAGACGUCGCCGCCCAAGGCCGCCGCGCCGCCGCCUGACGUGCACAACAUCAGGAGCUUCCCGGCCAUCGGUAAAACGGCGCAACCGUCGGUCAAGGUGGAUAAGGCGAUAAACACGCCGAGGCCGCUGGUGCGGGCGGCUGUACCCCAACAGUCGGUGCCCAGGGUCGUCCAGUACAACAACGUGAGGAACGUCAAGCCACAGACCGUCGUCGCUUCCUCCCAGACCACCAACAACGCGCCGGAACGGGACAUAAAGACUGAUCUGUCGAUAAUCCAGGCGAACGAGAUGGAGACCGUCCAGUACAACAGCCAGAUGAUGCCCAGGAUGGAGAUACCGGACGUGCAGACCAUCGAAAAGUUGAACUACAUGAGCCAACCGGGCGCCCACAUGCCCCUCCACCUCCAGCACCACGUGGUGCCGCCCCAACACCUCCACAUGGCUCCGCCCCCCCAACAGCGACCCCCGGUCGUCAAUCAACCGCCUCAUCAUGUUGCCAUGAUGAUGCCGCCACCUCCGCAACAACAACAACAGCAGCCACCCGAGAUAUACCACCCGCAGCCCGCCUACAACCCACCCCCGGCCGUCGUGGCCCACCACCAUCAUCACCACCACCAUCACAGCCCCCACCAUCCGUUGGCGUAUCCCCCGCAGGCCUACGAGGGAGUGGCGGUGGCCUACGUCGAUCCCGCCUACAUACCGACGCAGGCGCCUCUAAACCUCCACCAACAACAACCCCCCGUCAAUCACCACCCCCAACCGGAACCCACGACGCCCAGGGACAAACCGCCCAAGUGGGCGGAUCAACCCCAAUCCCAACAGGACUCCAGGACGAAGCCGAAACAGAAGAGAUACGAGAAAUCCCAGGGCCACGUCGAUCGCAGGAAAGACAACGCCCGGGCGGUCGCGUCGCCCGCGUCGUCCCAACCGACCGCGCCCCACCAUCACCCGACCGUGACGUUGUACCGUCGCGGCGACGCCCAGAGGCGGGCGGCCGAGCCCCAACCCCGACCGCCCAGGGCGGACGACUACUGUGAUAGGACCAACGAAACGACGAACGAUUGCGCGAGUAGUGGCGAGGAGGGUCAGGGGGCGGCGGGCGACAGGCCCCCGGUGGUUAUCUUGAGCGGGGCGGCUGCGGCGGCGAAGGACGUGCCCGGCAUCGAGUUCGGUUUCGCCCUGAAUCCGGACCUGGUCGGCAGGGAGGCGACGACGGGGCCGACGACGAACGCCUGCGAGAUAUUCGACCGUUAUUUCAGGUUGCCGCCGGACGCGACCGCUAAUUCGUACAAUCAUGACAAGGUGGUUAAUUAUGUCGGAACAGCUUGGGAGGACGUAUUAAAUUCCGAUAAAGCACAGUACUACGCCAGCUCCCCCUCAAACUAGGACAAUGUGAACACUGAACCGAGAGUGAAUGUGCGCUGUAAAAAUUGUGUGAAAGAUGUAUAUUAUUUAUAUUGAGAAGAAUUUAUAUACUAGUCAAAUGUAGAAAGAGACAAUAUUAUAUUGAAGAGAAACAGUAUAUAUAUAAAUACGAUCGAUCACCAUAGUUGAAAGAAGGAAAGUCGAAAUUUCCGUAAGAAAUGAAAAACUUUCGACAUCUAUAAUAUGUAGAAGAAGUCAUUUGAAAAUCAUCCUCCGACAGGGCAAAUCGAAAUGGGAACAAGAGAUUGUGUAAAAAAAAAAGACUUCAGUCCAAUCGAUAUUUCAGUUGAAUUUUUUCAAAGAUGUACAGAUAGCGAAGAAAUUAAAUGAUGAGCUCGGAGGAUUCUUGAAAGGUAUUCACAUCUUCCUAUUGGAUUAUUUUCGAUGGAAAAUAAUGGCAAUAAUAAGCAUUUCGUUGUACAGACUAAACCUUAGUUUUUUUUUAAAUAGAGAUUUCCCUUGUUAGAAUUGUUUAACGUUGUUAAUUUCAUUGGAUCUGUAUCGGUGAGAAUUUUCCAGGAAUUCCUCGAAGCUUAACCCACGAAUUCGCAACAGUGUAAUAUAUCUGUAUCGUUAGAUUUCGUUUAAAAAAAAAUGUUAUAAAUAAUGUAUGAUAAUUCUUGUAUUAUAGAUUUAAAUGUACCAAAAUAAAUGUAGGCUUUUUCAAAUAACGAAACUGAACCGCUCCAAGAUUCACUUUGAAAUUUUUUUGUAAUUCUUUUAAGACGAUCUGAAUCUUGGAGUCCCCCAGUAUGUUCAAUGUAUACAGGCUGAUUUAUGUGAGGACUCGAUGAUACAGCAUCUUUCUUUUCAUCGAAUUUACAUAUCGAACUUUGUUCGUCGAUUUUCACGGUUAAUUUAAGAUUAAACUGUUGUUGUGUACAUAAAAAUGUUGAUUUAUUGUUUUUGAAUUGUGGUCGAUUCAACGGACAUAUCAUUGGUUUAUGAGUUGAUUCAUCAUCAGGACUUCGUGGAGGAGGGAAAUCCAGACGUUUAAACGUUUUUAGAAACUUGCUGUAUCAGUCGAAUCCGUUAAAAAGAUUGUAUAAUUCGACAAAAAAAUGCACUGUAAACGUUUUCAACUUUUCUCGCAUUUCUUGGAUCGCUUAGUUCGAAUUAAUCGAAGAAGAAGAAGAAAAUAGUUGGAUUUGUUCUAUUAUCGAUGAGAAAAAAACCAUGUAGCAUAUGAAUAUAUAUAACGAUAAGACUACGAGAGAGAGUUAGUCGGUUUUUUAGUUUUUUAAAACUAUAUAGGUAAAGAAAUAUUGUAUAGUUUUGAAAUUUAGACAAAUCUAUCGAAAGAUCAUUUCUAUGUUUCCUAUGAAUUUUUCGCGUUUUAAAAACUUGAAGGUUUCGUUCGAACUCUGUUUUUAAACUUCGGGAUGCUCUUCGCCUUAACUGUUUUUAAUCGAGAAUCCAGUACUUCCAUGAGGCAUUCGGGGAAUUCAUCGAGCAAUACUUUAGUUGGUAGUCGGAUUAAACAAAAAAAAUUAAAACCUUUUCAACUGGGUGUACCUCGAACGAAAAUUCACGUUUUUAGAACCUACCAAGUUCCAAAGUUGUUAUGUUUGUUUUCCUUUUUCAUUUUUUUUUUUUUUUAAUUAUUUUUAUAGAUUAUAUCGCGGAAAUAUUUCGGAAACUGGUCGAGUUCGAAGGAUUUAAAAAUGUUCAAACAAGUCAAUCAAAACGUUGUGAAAAUCAGAUAGUUGUUUAUUUUUUUUUUUCGUUUUCAGGGUAUCUCGAGAGUUCUAAGAUGAAAUUGUUGUUUUUUUGAUUAAUUUGUUGAUCUUUUUAAAUUUCUCACAAAACAAGAUGUUUAUUGCUUUCUCAAUAUACCUUUAUUUAUUAA